Miscanthus lutarioriparius is the source of this 594-nucleotide messenger RNA. NCBI's taxonomy places the organism in Eukaryota, Viridiplantae, Streptophyta, Magnoliopsida, Poales, Poaceae. The record is from the annotation of a GenBank genome assembly.
AUGCAGACCGUCAUCUGGGUCGCCAAUCAGAGGACGUCAUGGUCGGCAUCGCCAGGCGAGCGCAUCAUCCACUGUGACAUCAAGCCGGAGAACAUACUUCUGGACAGGGCUUUCACGCCCAAGAUCGCAGACUUUGGGAUGGGGAAGCUGGUUGGGAGGGACUUCAGCCGGUCGCUGACCACGAUGCGGGGCACCGUCGGGUACCUCGCGCCGGAGUGGAUCUCCGGGCUGCCCAUAAGCGCCAAGGCCGACGUGUACAGCUUCGGGAUGGUGCUCUUCGAGCUCAUCUCCGGGCGGCGUAACAACGCCGAGGGGCACGAUAUGAUGGCGCCUCAUCGGACGACGACAGGGACGGCGGCGGCGGCGACCGAGAGUCGUCCACGUUCUUCCCGGUAUGUGCCGCGGUCAGAGUGGCGGAAGGGGACACGGCCGCCGUGGCGGACGCGCGGCGACGUGAGCGAGGACGAGCUGGAGCGCGCCUGCCGGGUGGCGUGCUGGUGCAUCCAGGACCAGGAGGCCCAUCGGCCGGCCAUGGCGCAGGUCGUGCAGGCGCAGGUCGUGCAGGCGCAGGACGUGUUCACUGGUGGAAUGUGA